AUGGUCAUGGGUCGUCGGCGCCCUCGCCAGUUGGACUCGCUCUCGAGAUCUCUUGCUCACAUGGCACCGCAGGAUCAACAGAUCCUCCUCCGCAUGGUAGGCGGUCCCCACGGUUCGUCCUCGGCGUUGCACAAAGACGUUCUGCGGGUGCGCCACCACCGAGUAGCGGCCUCGCAACAGCUUCGGCACGCUGAUCAGGUUCAUCCCGACGCGUGGCGCGAAGGGUUGGUUGCACUUCCCCCGCGGCGUGAGCUUCACCGUACCAAUCCCUUCGGCUCCACUGGAUCGCCCGCCAUGUCCAGCAUCUCGCGGUAG
This is a messenger RNA of Penicillium canescens, 315 nucleotides long. RefSeq lists its product as uncharacterized. Bases 1 to 315 code for a protein of 104 amino acids. The transcript is spliced from 2 exons. Lineage: Eukaryota; Fungi; Ascomycota; Eurotiomycetes; Eurotiales; Aspergillaceae. The record is from RefSeq and is a predicted model, not a curated record.